AUGGAUAAAAAAAACAGUGAUGAUGGGGAUGUAUCAGAAAAGUUAUUGGCCACUUCUGAAGUUACUACUGAUUUACCAUCAAUAAACAAUCAAGAAAUCAAUUUACAAACAAGAUAUGAAAACAUUGAAAACAGUGGUAAUGGAUUUGAAUUUCUAGAGAAUAUUUCUAUCAUUAAUAACAUUGAUGAUUCAGUACCAACUAUUUUAAAUGAAUAUCAACUUGAUACACAUAGUGAUGAAUUAGAAUCAUUAUCAAAUUCAUUUAAAUGGAAAAACGACCCAACUAUUUUUUCAAAAAUAGCCCGUUAUACUCCAGAGAUGAUAAAUAUGCUUUUAAAAUUGGGCCCAUGUCAACCAAAAGCUAAAGAUUUACCAAAUUCUCAAUUUCCCAAAGUUGGCAACAGAUGCUUUCAUGAAGCUUGGUAUUAUAGAAAGUUACCAGAUGGAACAAUGAUGCAUAGAGAUUGGUUAACUUAUUCUCCUGAUAUAAACCGAGUAUUUUGCUUACAUUGUAUGUUAUUCGGAAAAAAAAGUAAGAAAGCAUGGGUAUCAGAUGGAUUUUGUAAAUUCCAAAAUGGGUCUAUAUCCUUAAUGGGUCAUGAGACUACUGAUGCACAUGUAGAAGCUUCACUUAAAGUAAAAAUGAGGGAAUUAACGUUACCAUUAAUACCAUCAAUAGUUGAAGAAAAAAAGAAGCAAGUAGCCCUCAAUCGUGAAAUAGUAGGACAGUUGAUAGAAAUUACUAAAUAUCUGGGAUACCACUCAUUGGCUUUUCGAGGUCAUCGGGAACAAUGGUCGAAUAUUAAUAAAGGUAAUUUCAAAGAUUUGGUCGAGCUUAUGGCAAAGUAUUCUCCAGCUCUCUCAAUUCAUAUUUCAAAUCUUCAAAUAAGCGGUAGAAAAGAACUUUCAUUUAUAUCUUGGCAACGUCAAAAUUUACUUAUAAAUGCUCUAGCGCAAGAAAUAUUAGUCAUUAUUAAAUUUGAAAUCCAAAAUGCUAAAUUCUUCAGCAUAAGUAUAGAUUCUACUUUUGAUAUAUCGAAAAGAGAACAAGUUUCAUUUGUGAUUCGGUAUACAAAAGAAGAAAAAGUAUUUGAAAGACUUAUUUCCAUCAAAGAAUCAAUAUUCACUACUGGGCAAGCUCUUUUUGAUUUGUUUAUAAAAGUCAUGGAGUACUAUCAUUUGGACUGGAAAACUUUCUUAGUUGGACAGUCUUAUGAUGGAGCAGCCAGCAUGCAAGGUAAAUACAACGGGCUACAGACAAAAAUCAAAGAGGUAAAUCCUCAAGCAAUAUUUAUUUGGUGUCAUGCCCAUAGACUUGACUUAAUAAUAACUUCUACAGUUGGUUCAUGUCCUAAAGCUGUCGAUUUAUUUGGGAAUAUGGAGAAACUAUUUACUUUCAUCAGUGGUAGUAAGAAGCGAGUUUCUAUGUAUCGUGAUAAACAAAAAAAAUUAUAUCCAAAUGCACGUGUAAAGGCAUUAAAAAAAGUUGAAACCACUAGAUGGAUGUCUCAAGCUUAUGCUUUGACUACUGUGCUUGAAACACUGGAUUCCAUUUUAGAAACUUUAGAAGACAUAAAAAGUUUCAAAGGACAGGUUGACUUUAAAACAGGUGCAGAAUGUACAGGGCUACUUUGUUUUUUGCAGUCUUUUAAUUUUUUAUUGACAGCACAUAUUUUUAAAAGAGUGUUUGAUUUUAUUGAACCUGUUAGUAGAGCUUUACAAGCACAUAAUAUUGAUAUACUUAUGGCUAUUGAACUAAUAAAGAAAACAGAAAAAAAUAUUAAAUAUUUGAGAUCAAGUGAAAUGUUUUUCGACAUUUAUGAAUCAGUAAGAAAAUUUGCCAAAGACAAUAAUUUUGAAUUUGAACUGACCUUACCAACAAGAAGACUUAGACGAGUUCCACGUCAACCCAGUGAAUUGUCUAAUGAUGAACAAAUAAAUGAUCAUGUGAUGGCUUAUAAAGUAAACACUUAUUUUGUAAUUAUUGAUAAAGUAUCAUCAGAACUUCAUAAAAGCAAUAUGAAAAAUAAAAGUAUACCUGUUGAUGCAUUUUCAUCUAUCUGUAAUAAUUAUAACAAAAUACUUAAUAAAGAAGAUAUUGUGCGUGAAUAUGAACAACUUAUAAAAUCAAAUAUUAAUUUGAUAUCUUUAGAUAAAGAUGUAUCUGUAGUUUUAAAUGCAUUAUCAGACGAGUCAGAUUCAAGUAGUUCAAAUUACUCUGUUGUUGAAAAUGAAUCUAUUGAUGAUUCUCAAAGUAUUUUGAAAACAUAUCAAAUAUUUAUUAAUAAAGGGUUACUAAACAUAUUUCCAAAUUUAUUUAGUGUUCUUAAAAUUGGUGUUACAUUACCAAUUUCCAGUGCAUCGCCAGAAAGAACUUUUUCAAAACUAAAAUUAAUAAAGACAAGACUUCGUUCUACCAUGAUCCAAGAUCGCCUUGAAGAUUUAAUGAUCAUUUCCUGCGAAUCUAAUAUAAAAACUGAUACUGACAAAAUUAUUGACAACUUUGCCAUGAGGUCUUCUGUUUUAACAAAAGCUUUGACCUAUUAA
This is a messenger RNA of Acyrthosiphon pisum (pea aphid), 2547 nucleotides long. Its product is annotated as zinc finger MYM-type protein 1-like. The transcript has 4 exons. Bases 1 to 2547 code for a protein of 848 amino acids. Gene Ontology annotation, molecular function: protein dimerization activity. The record is from RefSeq and is a predicted model, not a curated record. NCBI's taxonomy places the organism in Eukaryota, Metazoa, Arthropoda, Insecta, Hemiptera, Aphididae.